Molecule: messenger RNA, 882 nt
Organism: Closterium sp. Yama58-4
Lineage: Eukaryota; Viridiplantae; Streptophyta; Zygnematophyceae; Desmidiales; Closteriaceae
Source: the annotation of a GenBank genome assembly
AUGAGCCAGCCUCUUCUCGCGUCGCAAGAUGCGGAGCUCGCAACGGCGAGCUCGUCAGGAGCACCGGCGCCGAGGCUCGCCAGCGGCAGCUUCGGAAAUCGGAGCUUCAGUGCUAGGUACAGGCAAGAACAGGAAAGCGCGGCUCGUUCCGUAGCCGCACAUGUAAGCGGCUCGGACUCUACCAUAGGUCACGCUCACUACUCGCACCGCUCGCCAUGGCUGCGCGCCGCGCUUCUCGGGUCGAACGACGGGCUAGUCUCCAUUACCUCCUUAAUGCUCGGAGUCGGCGCCGUGGAAACCUCCCGAACGAUGAUGGUUAUAUCGGGGCUAUCCGGUCUUAUAGCGGGGGCGUGCAGCAUGGCUAUUGGCGAGUACAUCUCGGUAUACGGGCAGCGCGACUCGGAGGAGGCGGAUCUGAAAAAAGAGCGGGACGAAUUCGAGAAAGGGCCCGAGGCGGUGGCGCGGGAGUUGACCGAGCUGACUCAGAUCUACGUGUCGCGCGGUGUGCCGUACGAUCUCGCGCGGCAGGUGGCGGAGGCGCUGCAUGCGAGCGAUCCGAUAAGAGCGCACGCGAGAGAGGAACUGGGCAUCGACUUGGAUGAUUUGUCGGAUCCGGGGCAGGCCGCUGUGGUUUCGGCCAUUUCCUUCUUUCUGGGGGGAAUCUCACCGCUCCUUUCAGGCUGCUUCAUUACAGACUACAACACGCGCAUUACUGUACUCAUCGCCCUCUCCUCCACGCUCUUUGUCUUGUUGGGCGCGCUCGGCGCGUGGCUGGGCGGCGCACCUCGGACCCGGGCGGCACUGAGGACGACUGUGGGCGGCUGGCUGGCCAUGGCGAUCACCUAUUCAGUCGUGUGGGCGUUUGGUGCUUCAGGUGUUUAG